Messenger RNA from Ctenocephalides felis (cat flea), 1192 nucleotides. RefSeq lists its product as uncharacterized. Gene Ontology annotation, cellular component: trans-Golgi network; early endosome; recycling endosome. The transcript has a single exon. Bases 191 to 1192 code for a protein of 333 amino acids. NCBI's taxonomy places the organism in Eukaryota, Metazoa, Arthropoda, Insecta, Siphonaptera, Pulicidae. Gene Ontology annotation, biological process: receptor recycling; endosome organization; retrograde transport, endosome to Golgi. The record is from RefSeq and is a predicted model, not a curated record.
AGCUAUUUACGGCUUCAUUGUUUAUUUUAAACGUCCGUACAUAAUUAUUGACGUACCAAACACAACAAUAAUGAUAAUUUACUCGUUUAAUGUGCGUCAUAAACUUGUGACAAAUCCUUUGUUUGAUAAAAGACACACUUAGGGCUCCAAUAAUCGUUUGUAUAUACUAAGUAUUAUUAUUGUUGCAAUUAUGAAGUUUAAUGACAAAGAAAUCGCUCAAUUAAGCGAGUCCAAAUGUGAUCUCGAAGGAAGACUGAAUUACAGCAGGCCCAAAUUCAAUCAAAACGGUUGCAAAGAGAGAUGGUUUAAAUUAAAAUCUAACCUCCUAUAUUAUUUUGAUAUAAGUGAUACUGGGAAAGUCAACACGAAGCAACCUUUAGGGCUCCUGGUGCUGGAACAAUGCCAAAUACAAUUAGAGAUGCAGACGGCAAUGCCUUUUGCAUUUUGUAUUGUGUUCCAAAACGAUUGGGAUCGAAGACAUGUUUUUUCAGGCAGAUCUGAAGAGCAUGUCUUGGAGUGGAUUAAUGUGCUCAAAACAGCCUCGUAUGAGUACUGGAGGACCCAGUUGUUCCGUUUGCAGAAACGUAUCAGUUUGCGUACUGGAAAAGAUCCUUUGUUCAUGGUACCGAGAAAUAAAGGCUGUGGGGAUCAUUGGAUGCAACAGACAGGCUUCCAAUGUCACUUGCCUGCUCAAGAGACUUCUUGGGUUACUUUUGAGGACAACGCUUUAAUAAAAUUCUCGCCAGAGAAAAAACCGGAAGCAAAACCCUUCGAUAACUCUUGGGAGUUCUUUGAAAACCUCAAUUUCGGCCAAGAGAACCACAAAAACAACAACGUACAAUCCCGAGCUCAAUCCGUGGGUCGUUUCAACCCCUUCGACACCAACCUAGCCCUACCCCAGCCCCCAAGACGUAGUAAAUCCCCCAAACUUCUACGAUCCCAAGUACUUGCCAACGAGUUGCACAGAACCAAAAGCGAUAGCAGGAUCCACGACAGACCCAUUGCCCCCUUGAGAAAGAAGUCUUUAGGUUCGAAACAAGGCUCAAAAUUUUAUUUAUCAGAUGAUGAUGAUUCUGAUAACAGUGUCACGAUUAAUCCGAUCUAUCAAUCCACUUCGGAGAUUGUUUAUGAUUUUAAUAAUAAGAAGCCGGAUAAUGACAAAUGUACUGAAGUUAAUUUGAUAGAUUUAUAA